UUCUGUUUGCCUCCUCAAAUCCAUUUCUUCUCCUCUGUGUCCAUUUAAUUGAAGCAUAAAAAAAAAAACAUAAUUAGCAUUUAAAUCUCUUUCCUACAGUUGCUUGCCUUCCCCACAUCGCUCUCUCUCUCUCUCCUCUCUUACUCUACCAGACUCUACAUGUCUCCGUCGCCUCGGCAACCGAUGCUUUUUUUCCCUCCCUCACUUGCUCUCUGUGUCUCCCCCCUUUCUCUCUCUGACUCCCUCUCUCAUUCCCUCUCUCUUCACUGCCAGAGGUAGGCAUGAUAACUGAUAUGUGUCGGAGCGCGUGUGUGUCUCUGUCCGUCUGUGUGUGCAUGUGUGUCAGUGUGCGUUUCUCUGAGUGACAUUUCUGUGGCAUUUGGGCAGCAGUUGUAGAUGGGAAGUUAUCCCUCUCUGCUCAAAGUGCCACAUAGUGUGUUGGCUCCGUGCAUGACGCCUCUAAUGAUGAUGAAUGUGCUGCGCUCAGGUGUGUGCGAUCUGUAAAUGUGUGAGACGGAGCAGAACAGACAAUGAGUGUGUACUUUAGUGUGUGUGUUUUUGAGAGUGGAUGUGGUUGCUGUACGAACAUGUGGUGCAUAAUUGAGCGUUAAAUUUUAAAGCCCAGGGGUGUGUAUGUGUGUGUGUGUCUCUUCAAAAUAGUGACAGUGUUGGCUUGCUGCCAGUACAUCUUGAUGUUUUCUAUGUUUACAUGUCUUUCAUUUGGUAACAUUAAAGAAGAAGAAGAAAAAACCUGGUCCCUCCCCCUUUCCCUCCUUCUCUCUCUCCCUCUGCCUCUCUUGUUAUCUCUCUCUCUUGCCCCUCUGUCCUUCCUCACAGAGAGAGAGAUGAUCGGAGCAGCGGAGUCUAAGUGAACAGAACGAAGCGAUGGAGAGAUGGUAAGAUGGACAGUAGGAGCUGAAGGAGGGGUGUAUAGGCGAGCAGAUGCUUACAAUGUCAUUCUGAGUGAUAGCUGGCAUGGUUUUUGAGCUGAUGAGGUCGAGCAGGGCGCCUGCAGACAAAAAGAUAACUUCUCCGUCACUCCUCCACUUCUCAUUCUUUUUCUCCUCCACUUUUCUUCCAGCUCCAUCUCUCCUGUCACACGACUGACCGCCCUCCGCUGCCUCCUCUGCCUCCUUCUGGUUGCUCUGGUGACACAGCCCUCCACCUGUAACCGUGACGACAGCCAGGGCGAGGAGGAGCAGGUGGACGCCCUUUCAGUCCAGCUGUCCGUCACAGCCCAGGUCACACCCACCCCUCUGUGGGCGGUGGUCUGGGGCCCGACACAACCUCUGGAGGAUGAGACCUAUCACUUCCACUCCAGCCAGGAGACCGACCCCCUGCACCCGCAUCCCCACGGGAACCGGCUGGAGGACAGCACCGCCACCUCGCAGGAGUGGCCUUAUCCCAGCGCGAGCAUGCAGCCAAGAGAGGAGGCACCACUGGAGUCUAGAGACCAAGAGGGAGCAAAGGAUGGAGAAAUGGAGGUGGAGCCUGAGGAAGGUGGGCAUCAGGACUCGCAGAUGAAGAAUUUCCAAAUAGAGGUGUUCAUGAUCCACAGUCCAUGUGAAUACACACAUGCCACAAAGUCCUCCAGGGAAUGAGCUGUCAGAGGGGUGAAGGCUGACAGGGAGCUGUGUGCAGCCGGCUGUGUCUGUGGCGGGGGAAUGCCUAAUAAAGUUCUCAUCACUCAAAGGCAGGAAUUGGCCGCUGUCAGACUGUACGAUACAAAGAAGACGUCACCAGAUUAGAGUUUGAGUUGGAGGCCGGUGUUUUUUUUUUUCACAUUCAGUUUCAUGUUUCAACUGACUUUAUUGAUUUCUGUGAUCCCUCUGGAUACAAAUAUACAGUGCAUAGACAUUGUGUGAGAAAUUAAUAACUGCAUAAGAAACUGUGUGUGUGUGUGUGUGUAUGUGUGUAUUACAGUGGAUCCUCAGUUCUACGUCACCGUGACCAUCUCUUCCCUGCUCAUCCUGACAGCAGUCAUCAUAACUGCAAAACUCUGGUAGGAACCUGAUCUCUAUUUGUUUUUUUAUCCCCUCUGUUUGUGUGCACACGUAUUUGUCUUCAUCGAUGGGAAACCUGACUUGUGAAGACUUUCUUCCUCGCGUGGCUUUAAUGAGUGCUCUGUCUGACAUUUUAACUCUCUGAAAAGGGCAGUCCACAUUAAGAAUUUACAGAGUAUGAAAGACGUGUGUUUGUGAGUGAGAAUUUUGCUGAAAGAUUGUGAAUGGUUUUUGAAUAAUAAGCAAUCUCAACCACUUUGAGCUGGACUCCUGUACCAUAGCAAAGGACUACACCUGUUUCCUAAAAAAGUGUAGAAAUGGGAAUAUUCAGUGAUUUCUAAUGGUCAGAUUCUAGACUGAAAUUCUGACAUGCUCACCUCUCCCUUUGGUGGAUCAGUGGUGGCCUUUAAGGACAAGAAACUCCUGUAAUGCAUAACAAGUUUGAUCCUCCAUUUGUCAAUUUUACCAACAUAAAUUUCUAUUACUAUGAAUCCUGCUGCGCAUUACAACCACCCUCUUCCUCUUUGCCAUCCAGCUGUUGCAUUUCACGGAGUCGCCCACCAGAUUCCUAACCACAUACGUCACUAGUUUGUCUGUUCUAUGCUACAAUAACAACAUGGCAGUGCAAGAUGGCGGCUUGUAAUCCAGAAGGCUCAUUUUAAAUUCACAGAAACAAAAGGAUUGUUAUAUUUAGGUGAUUAUGUACUAAUUUAAAUAUGUGUGACAACAAUAUUUAAUGUCUACCAAAUCUGUUCCUUUAAUUACUGCUCUGCACCUUAACGAUAAUCUGACUUGAUGAAGACAUGAAGUAGGUAAUUUUGUGUUUUCAGUCAAAGACAAAGAGGGUUGAAUUUACAACCAUUUUUAUUACUUUGUCCUCGAUCGCCUUCAUUCUGACAAAAUGUAAUGUGUAUUUUUAAGAAAGAGAUAUUUUAAAGUAAACAGAGGAUACUUAAAAGAGAGGAUAUUAUUCUCUUUUUUGGGCUUUGUACGGCCCCUCUGAGAGCUCCUCAGCAGCUUUACAUGAUUCAUAUUUCAACAGAUAUUAUUUUUCAGGCUGCUGUCUUUAAAAACUCUCAUUUCAGCCUCCGUCUGAACACUUCCUUUAAGCCACUGUCCCUAUAGAGCCCCCCAGCAUUCCAGAACCCACCAUUCUAGAGGCCUCCUUCACUGUUGCAAUACAAGAAAGUUGUAUUUCCUCUUAUGAAAUGACAAAUAAGGAGAUUCACUGUCUGCUAAUGUCAGGAUUUCAGCAAAAAUCUCAUAUUGAUCUUGUGGAUUUCUGUGACUUUUUGAACAAGCUAUUUAAUGCACCCUGUAAGCCCAUUUGAGGAAUAUCUCAACAAACAUUAACCUCGAAAUCUGAAACUUUGUGUUCAAAGAUGAAAAAGCAUAGUGCCACCUGUUGAACAGAGCAGGAAAAUUCAGGAUUAGGACCUCUCUGUGGGGUAAUGAGAUAAAUCUAAGGUGUAACAAGCUGAUCAGCAAGAAGAAAUAGAGAAAAAAUUAUGUUACUGCCACAAAAGAUGUGAUUUAUCGACAUAUUUAGGGUGACUUCAAUAGUAUUAGAAAAUAUUAAAAAAGGGGCUAUCACUUUUUAUUGAUCUAGUUCUGAUCAAUACCAAGGGCAUAUGGCUUAUUUUGUUGAUUAGUUAGGGUUGUGUGUGGGAGUACAAGACCAGAGUUAACUCUUUUAGGGGGAAAUGAAGCUUGAAUCUGUCAUAUUUAAAAUGAUAAUUAAAGACACACCCUUUGUCUUAUAAAUGAUGAGUCAGGAUGUAGAACUGUGGAGAGUGCCAGACAUGUGAGCGUAAUUUAGAUAAUAUAUAGAUAAUUUAGUUUAGCCAGCUGUUUGCGUAUCAAUGAAGACAAGAGUUUGACAGUUGCACAUGUGUUUCAGACAUGCAUGCUGCACAUAAUGAGUCUCCUACUGUAUUUCCUCUUGAUAAUGAGAUCAUAUUAAUUUUUUAAUUAUGAUUUAUGAACAACAUUGUGUUCCUGAAAGUCACAUAUUACACAGAUCUGUCACGUUGUGCCUUCAGAGUUACAAUGAUUAAACACUCCCUCUAACCAUUAGUAUGUGGAGGCAGCGUGAGCGGACCUGUUGUCAUGGCGAUAAAAUGGCUUCACUGAUGUCAGUGUUCUUUAACAGCCAUUAGAGCUCUCACAGCAUGUAAACACAGGGUGGGGGUAAACACAGGGUGGAGGCUCUGCGUGUCUUUCGCUCUCAGGCCUGGUAGUGAGUGCUCUCUGCACACAUGGCCAUUAGCAGGAAAUGGGGAGUCAUCUAUGUGAUGUAGUGGAGCAGUACCACGCUUUGCUGAUCAAACCAAUAACACCUCGUUUAUUUGACCACUGGGACACUCUCCUUUUCUCCUCCUGAUCCUCACACUCGAGUCAUUCUUCCUUUAUUUUGCUUUCUCACUACUUUAUACUUGUCCUGCCCCCUUGUUACUGUAACUCUUAUCUGCUCAUUUUACCCACAUUUCUAUUAUAUCAUAAUUUUACAUUUCAUUGCCUGAAUCUGUAUAAUUCGUUCCUCCUCAUGUCCCUUUUUCUCCCUUUUAAUCUCAGAUUUGCUCCCACACUCCUACAUCAUCUUCUCUCUCUCUCUCUCUCCCUCCCUCCUCCUGCUAAGGCCUCCUUCCCCUUUGCCUCUCAGGGAUUUCUUUUUCUUUCUUUUUCUACCUGUGUUUCCCCUCCUUUCUCUACCUUCAGGUUAUUUCUCUUACUCGCAGUUAUCAUCAUUGCCUCGCUCUAACGCUGCCUGUCUUUGUACAGCUGGUUCCCCUCUUAUCUCCCCCGCCAGUCUCCCUAUCUCCCCCAGCACUGCCAGUCCGGCUGCAGAUCCACAGAUAAUCCCGCAGCUUGCUGUGAGCUGAUACACGAUAAACCCUCCUUUUCUCUGUGUUGUUUCGAUAACUUACUUCAUCUGCUCCCGCUGUGGAGGAAAAACCCCUCUCCCUCUCUCCCUGCCCGUGGAUCCAAAGUGGCCUCACAUUAAAAAGAAAAAGUGAGGAUUGCUGGAAUUCGUGCUGGAGACAUGGCAGCAUUUUCCUCUCUAUAGACUGGCUCGUGCUUCAGUGUCAUAAAUGUGUAAAUAACACCAUGUGUUAGAUGGAGAAAGGAGCGGGAGGAGGCUACAGAUGGACUAAAAUGAUAGCCUAUAGUGAGAAUUGGCCACCGUCCAGUUCAUUAUGAUUAUAGAAGAGCGGCAUAUGUGCUCAGUGAUUUUCCCAGGCCUUAAAACAGUCAGUGUGGCUAAUUUUAUCAAGCAUUUUUGUGUGUGAAUGCGUGUGUGUGUGUGUGUGUGUGUGUGUGCAGCAGGGAGAGAGAAAUCAGACAGGUGUUGCUGAGGGGAAAUGAGGGUGCAGGAUGGCUAUAAUGGCAGCCGGAACACCUCUAGUGGAUGUCUAAGUAUGUCUAAGUGCCCAAACCUGUGACUCCUGACUGUGCAUUCACUUUGCCUUAGCGUCUCGGUCGAAAUAUCGGUGCAAAAUAAAGUUAGGGUGUAACACACCGUAACACUGAGUUAGACACCCUGUUGAGAGAUGAAUGUUGCCGACCGCUUGCUUCUCCAGUUAUACCAACUUCAGUAACGACCACACGAUAGCAAAACACAGAGCCAUGCGCUCAACCAAAACGCCACUCUAUAGCAACAAAUAAUGCUCAGAACAGCACCUAACUUCAUCAACAGUACAUAUAGGGUCCCAUCCACAGCACUAGCAACCAAACAUCUUUUUAACUUUGCCUGAUUUCUUUAGGAAAGAGACGAAACACAACUCCCUUACUCUCUUCCAGCAGCCGCUUGUUUGUGCAGAGACCACCGGGUGAGUCCAUUGUCUGAGGCGGGGUGACACAGCUCAAGGAAGAACAUUUAUGAUCAUUUCUUUAUAAUUUCGUUGAAGUAAAAAUCAUCAUAUUAAUCAUUUUGCACUGGAGAGGCAGUAGUUCUUCUGCCUUAGCGUCUCGGUCUGAUUGCAUUUCCAUGAAGAAAUGAUCAUAAAUGUUCUUCCUUGAGCUGCGUCCCCCCGCUGCAGUCGAUGGACUGGCCCGGAGGUCUCCAUACAAACAAGCGGCUGCUGGAAGAGAGUAGGUGAGUUGUGUUUUAGAUAUCAGUCAAAGCUAAAAAGAUGUUUGGUGGCUAGUGCUAUGGCAAGGACCCUAUAUGUACUGUUGAUGAAGUUAGAUGCUGUUCUGAGUAUUAUUUGUGGCUAUAGAGUGGCGUUUUGGUUGAGCGCGUGGCUCUGUGUAUUGCUAUGUGCGGUUGUUACUAAAGUUUGUAUAACUAGAGAAACAAGCCGUCGGCAACAUUCAUCUCUCGACGAGGUGUCUAACUCAAUGUUACGGUGUUUUUGACCCUAACUUAAUUUUACGCCGGAAUAUCCCUUUAACUCCCUCUCCUUUCCACUAGUCCCCUGCCUUGUUGCAUCCUGCCUCACCCUGCCUGACUCCCCCCUCUCUCUCCCCCACUCCUCCCUCUCCCCCUGACAGCGUUUUAAUGAGUCCGAUGAGUGCACUAAUUCUCUCUCACAGUGGCAGUGUAAUGUGUUCGCUGAUGCUAAAUGGCUCGCCUGCUCUCGAUGCUCUCUGACUUUUUUUUCUCCAUCCCUCCACUCUCUCUCCCCUGACUUUCUCCCUUUUUCCUUCUUCUUUUCUUAUCUGCUUAAUUUCAACCAUCCCCCUCAAUCACUUCCUGCUCUUUGUAACUUCCUCUCUAACCUUCUUUUACUUAUCUAUCCCUUUGAAACUCCAACUUUCUUUGUGUCCUUUAAUCUCUGUUUCUAUUCCUGUCCCACUUCCUCUUGGUCUCUUUUUAACAUCACUUUCUUUUAUUUCUCUACUUCCAACUUUUUUUUUUCACUCUCCAUCCACUUUUCCUCUCCCUUUCCAUCCUUAUCUCUUCUUCUUCAAUGUGUGUCCCCAAAUUUAUUGCUUCUUUUCAUCCCCUCUCUCUCUCUCUCCUUGUCUUUCUAUCCUCCUCUUCCAGUUAUGAUCGCAGCUGUUCCCAACAUCCGCCUCCGCUUUCCCGUGGCGUGGCUCCCCCCCUCUCCCUCGCCCUCCCUCGCUCCCUGGCUUCAGAGGAUAGCCGGCAGACGCUGCACAGCACCUCCUCCUCCUUCACCGACAGGGAGAGGUAAUGAGUCGCCUCGUCAGCUCGGCACAGUCUGGGUAUCUCAUGACUCCAAUGUGCAUGUGUGCGCACCUCUGGAUUAAGCCGGCUUCUUUAUAUGUGUGUGUGUGAAUUUUUUUUAUUUCCUUUUUUUUUUUUUGUGCAUGAACAUGAAGAAUAAUUGGACUGUAGUGCAAUCCUCCAAGGAGUGCUGGUGGCUGGAGUAUUGCUGUAAGAAGUAUCCGUGUUUUUAAACUCCCUCUCCAGAUGAGUCAUCGUGGGCCCAGCCGCCGUCCAUGAAAUGAUGCUUUUAUUUGAGGGUAUUCAAAGUUAAUCUCAAUCAGGAUGAUAAUAAUAGUGCUUCCUCUCACUUCCUCCCCCCCCAUCAGCCUUUCUUCCUCCUUCUCUUCUGUCUCUUUUCCCCCCGCCGUCCUCUCGGUCCCCUGUGAUGCAGCUUUCCGUUUGCGUGUGCACCACUUUCUCAGCUUCGGGCCUCACUGCUCCACUUCUCUCCUUCUUCUUCUUCAGUCUUUCCUUCCCUCAUACCAUCAGGCCUCCCCAAGCCUCCCAUAACUCUCCUCUUUCCUUUUAUUUCCCCCCUUUUUUUCCUUCCCACACUCACUCUUCUUCUUCUUCUCCGUCUGUGUCUCUUGCUGUGUCAGGAUCCCAGUAGUGAACCUCUGAGGUGACUGUUUCUCCAUAUGGUAAACAUUUCUACGGGGCCUGAGGAGGAACAUCAACACGACCAGAGGGUGCGCCCACAGCGCCAUUUAUUUUCUCUGAAACUGUGAAAUGAAUUCAGGGAUCCCAGGUAUCCAGCCAUCACAAGACUCCCCGGCUCCCUGAGGUCUUAAAAAGCUAAACUCAUCCUCCCGCAGCUCCCUCCCUCCUUCUUUCCUUCCUUCCUUCUUUCCUUCCUCCCUGCUCUGUGUUCAUUCCUUUUAUGCGGCUCUGCCUUACUGUAACCUGCUCCUUGUUUUUCCAUCUCUCUGUAUAGCCUUGAGCUCUGCCAAAAUACCCAACCGCCCUGUUUCGUCUUGCCUUGACUAAUUCACAAGCAAGCAGUCUAACAGCCAUGCAGAAUCCCAUUACCCAUGAAAUGCCCUACCUGUGCUUCCACAACAGUUUCCAAUCACUCAGUUUUAGUUCAAAUAAGCAGCCGACCGUUCUUUCACUCAACUUCAGUUCAGUGUAGCAGGCUGGUGGGCUAUUUGGUUCGUAAACGGUUAAAAGCCAUUCUCAGCAUCUCCAAACACUGAACAGGGUAUUUCACAAAGCUCAUUGGCACUGCUCUCGCCAACAGGCAAUGUGUUUAACAUGUCACGCUCCAAAAACUGCUGUUUAUCCCCCGCUUUGGGCGCCUGAAAUGCAAAUAGUGUGGCUUUCUCCCUCUGCAGAGUGUGCAGGAGUCUGUUUUGUUUCAUCCCCCCCACCUCCAUGAUUUGUUCUCUUAAUUAUGUGGCUAACGUUCAUCCUCUUUGUUGAGCACCCUUUGUUCCUGCUGGACUAUGUAGAGGUGUGUUAGGCAUAAAGAAGCUCCACAUGCAGCAGAAGGGUGGAUGGAGGAGGCUUCCCUGCUGAAAAUCAAUGUUUCCCAAAGGUUUCGGAUGGUGCACAACAAAGACAGAUUUAUGGCAUCAUGGAAAUCAGCAGUACGCAUAAUGAAAGGACUGACAUUACCACAACAAGGAUUCGUUUCCAGGUGACAGCCAAGAAUCUCAAUCUGGAAAACAAAAACCACCGACAUUUUGCUUCAUAUCAGAAUCAAGAAACCAAACAUCCGAACGAAAGUACAUAGAGGAGCUUCUUUUCUCUCUCCCUGGUGAAUCUGCAUGUAUAUAGUAAGAAAACUUGUGAGAGUUGCUUCAGAUCUAUUAUUUAUAAAUGUCUAUUUUAUCUAUCAGUGAGUGAUAUAUUGAAGAAUAUCCUAAAGCCAAAUGUCAGGUUGCGUUUUGCGACUUUUCUAAGCAUCUUUGAGACAUUACAACCCCCAGUUACACACAUUUCCACUACAGACAUAGUGCUGGUGGCUUCAUGAGUGGCUCGUGCAAACCUACCGAUAUAAAGUCUUGUGAUUUUUAGUAGCAUUCCUGUAGAAAUGUGGUCUUUCUGUACCAUGGAAGUUCAAUAAAGACUGGCGUUUUAGCUCUGAGUCUAUCUGUUUAUUUCUGUACA
Xyrichtys novacula (pearly razorfish) is the source of this 9291-nucleotide messenger RNA. The record is from the annotation of a GenBank genome assembly. Lineage: Eukaryota; Metazoa; Chordata; Actinopteri; Labriformes; Labridae.